This is a messenger RNA of Lagenorhynchus albirostris (white-beaked dolphin), 3719 nucleotides long. It is a transcript of the gene UBE2V1, whose product is annotated as ubiquitin conjugating enzyme E2 V1. NCBI's taxonomy places the organism in Eukaryota, Metazoa, Chordata, Mammalia, Artiodactyla, Delphinidae. Bases 69 to 512 code for a protein of 147 amino acids. The transcript is spliced from 10 exons. Gene Ontology annotation, cellular component: nucleus. The record is from RefSeq and is a predicted model, not a curated record. Gene Ontology annotation, biological process: protein K63-linked ubiquitination; DNA damage tolerance.
CGCAGAAGAGCCCGGAGAACGGGUGGGGGGUGAAGAAGGGGCCGGCCUUUGAGCGACAGCGACGCAAGAUGGCAGCCACCACGGGCUCGGGAGUAAAAGUCCCUCGCAAUUUCCGACUGUUGGAAGAACUCGAAGAAGGCCAGAAAGGAGUAGGAGAUGGCACAGUUAGCUGGGGUCUAGAAGAUGACGAAGACAUGACACUUACAAGAUGGACAGGGAUGAUAAUUGGGCCUCCAAGAACAAUUUAUGAAAACCGAAUAUACAGCCUUAAAAUAGAAUGUGGACCUAAAUACCCAGAAGCACCCCCCUUUGUAAGAUUUGUAACAAAAAUUAAUAUGAAUGGAGUUAAUAGUUCUAAUGGAGUGGUGGACCCAAGAGCCAUAUCAGUGCUAGCAAAAUGGCAGAAUUCAUAUAGCAUCAAAGUUGUCCUGCAAGAGCUUCGGCGCCUAAUGAUGUCUAAAGAAAAUAUGAAACUCCCUCAGCCUCCUGAAGGACAGUGUUACAGCAAUUAAUCAAAAAGAAAAACCACAGGCCCUCCCCUACCCCCCAUUCGAUUUAAGCAGUCUUCAUUUUCCACAGUAGUAAAUUUUCUAGAUACGUCUUGUAGACCUCAAAGUACUGGAAAGGAAGCUCCCAUUCAAAGGCAGUUUAUCUUAAGAUACUGUAAAUGAUACUAAUUUUUUGUCCAUUUGAAAUAUAUAAGUUGUGCUAUAACAAAUCAUCCUGUCAAGUGUAACCACUGUCCACAUAGUUGAACUUCUGGGAUCAAGAAAGUAUAUUUAAAUUGAUUCCCAUCAUAACCGGUGGGGCACAUCUAACUCAACUGUGAAAAGACACACCACGCAAUCACCUUGCUGCUGAUUACAUGGCCUGGGGUCUCUGCCUUCUCCCCUUCCCCUCCCCCUGCCUCCUCCCUCCCUGCAACAGCCCUCCAGCUUGGGGUGGCUUCUUAGAGUAGAUGUAAGGGUUUCAGGUCACAGCCUGUGGGACUCCUGCUGGGUGUGGGGGAUGCUUCGUCUGCACCCCUGGUUUCUUUCUUUAAGUCUUAAAUGCUGACCCCCUUCCAAGCCACCAUCCUCUUCCCACUCUCCAUUACCACCCUUGGCCAAAGCAUAGAUUGUAACCCCCUCGGCUCCCCUCUGAAAUUGGCCUUUGGUGAGGAAUUCAGGGCUUUCCCCAUAUCUUCUCCCUCCACCUUAAUCGAGGGGUGCUGCUUUGUCCUUCCUCCUCCUCAAGUCCCUUUUUGCACCAUCACCACCCAACACUUUCCAUGACACUUCCUUGCUUUGGCCAGAAGCCAUCAGGUAAGGUUGGAAAGCAUAUCUGACCUCCCUCAUUUAGUUUUGGAACCACACUUACUUACUCUCCACCAGCCUGGGGAAUGAAUAUUGGGUUCUCAGCCCUGCCACCCUCUGCUGUCAUCAUCAGCUGAUACGUUUACUUAGCUCAGGUUUUGAUAAGGUGAACAGAACAGUCACCAGGGUCACAGACCUGCCAGCUCUCAAAGUCCUUGGUGGUUAAACUUGGAGAAAGGCCACAGAAGACACUUGUAAGCACACACGAUCCCUCUGAAUGAAUUUUCUUUUCCUGUAAUUGCUUUAGCUUUUAAAAAUUGAAGAAGUUUUAAACAGGGCUCUCAUUUGGUCAUCCUUGCAAUCCAUUUGAGUCUAGUUUGGAAUCUGACAACUGGAACAAAAAGAACCAUGAACUCGGUGCACACUUUGGUUUCGGUGCUGCUGCUUCUCUCGGUCCUCAGCAGGGAUAAGAAAGAACUCGGUGUGCACGGCAGAUCCCCGGAAUUCCUGGCCAAUGGCUGCGUUUUUCCACUUUUCUGUUCAGGACCACUAAAUGCUGAGAUGUUGGACGCAUACCGAAAUAAAAGCAAUUCAUUGUGUUCUAAGGUUUUUUUUUUUUUUUUUUAACUUAGUGUUUGUGUAAAGCCACCUUUUGAAGCAGCAGCUAUCAAGUCUGAAAAGCAAUUGAUGUUUCCAUUCAUCUUUUUCUGGGGAAAACCUUAGUUCUAAGGAUUUAACAUCCUGGGACACGGGUUCGAGCCCUGGUCUGGGAAGAUCCCACAUGCCGCGGAGCAACUAGGCCCGUGAGCCACAACUACUGAGCCUGCGCGUCUGGAGUUCGUGCUCCGCAACAAGAGAGGCCGCGACAGUGAGAGGCCUGCGCACCGCGAUGAAGAGUGACCCCCACUCGCCGCAACUAGAGAAAGCCCUUGCAUGGAAAUGAAGACCCAACACAGCCAAAAAUAAAUUGCUCCUGGAGCUUCAGUUUCCUGGAAUAGAGGGCUGCACCCCUCGUCUGGGCCCCCAUAGGCCCCGAGCAGAGCAGAGGAGCUGGCGGUGGAGCAGAUCAAGUCCUGGGCACAGCAGCUCUAGCUCGCUCGCUGGGCUUCUGCAGGCCCGGGGCGUGGAGCCAGCAGGCUGGAGCCAGGCAGCCUCCCGGGCCUCCUCACAGCCGCUUUUGAUAAAGCCCCUCUGUGCACAGGGUGGGGGGGCCCGGCCGGCUGGAGCCAGCUCACAUCUGGAGGCCAGCACAGGCCUGGGGCAGCCGGCGCGGCUGACAGUGGCGCCACCCCGAGCCACACGCCCGGCACUGGGUAAACAGCCCCGCGCCCACCCAGCAGCUCACCUUUCGCCCACAAGGCUGCCUUUCUUCUCGGACCCAGGACGAGGCCACCACGAACAUUCCUCCCAGCACAGGGCAGAACGGGCCGCUGACCUCGAGGCUGGGCCGAAAUCUGAAUCCAGGAGGCUCAGCGAGGACAGCCGCGGGAGUGAGUGGGACACACGUUAUACAAGAGGAAACCCUGGGGCGCUGACCCUGCCCUCCCAUCCCGGAAGGGUCUCUGAGGAAGUGACGCCCUGAACACAGAGCCGGAUCCGUGGCGACCGCGAAGAAUCUUCCCUUCCCGGCAGAGGCACCAGCCAUGCAAAGGCAGGAAGGCUGCCACACCACACCCCUAGGAAGCUGGAGGCUUUGCACGGGAUGCCCCGCUCUGGCCUGGCUUUCUCCUUUUGUGGAAAGGGAACAGUCGCCCGCCCACCCCCACAAGCGGGGAUGCUGUUCCUGGUGGUGGGUCAGGCCUCCGUGGACCCCCUCGAGUCCUGGAAGAUGAUCGUGUCUGCGGGCUUGGGGAGACGGAGAAGAGAGUGUAGACUGAACAGCUCUCCAACUCCAGACUUUGAGGCAGGAUCCUGAGGUACUUAGAAGGAAAUGACAAGCAGCCUCAUUUACAAUGGAAGGAAACUGAGUUCUUUCAUUUAAUCCCCCCAACGAUCAUCACUGUCGGAAGCUAAUACCGUGACCCCUAUUUUACAAGUGUGGGAAUGAAGACUCGGGAGGUGGAUUUUCAUCCCUCUUUGGCAGCCGAGGAAACAGAGCCUCAGAGAGAACUGGUGAGAACCCCGGGAUUCCAAAGCCAGGCCAGGCCCCAGGAGACCACGAGGCCUGGGAAGUGCUGCCCAGGGCCUUGGGCUGUGGCCCAGACAAGCUGGAAAUCCUCACCUCUGGGGCCACCCCUUGCCCAGACCUGCCCAUAAGGAGCAGUUGAGGGGCGCAGACCCUCACCCUCUGCUCCACAAACCUCUGUCAAACCUGCUGCCUGGGACCCGGCUCCUCCACUAGGUUGCCUGAGGAUCAUUCCCUUACCGUUAGAUAAGCAAGAAACUAUCAGCACAAAUUACAUCAAUAAACUCCACGCUCUAGGA